GCAAUUACCUUACAUUUACGGCCAGCGGCAAUCAGCCAAGUUACUCUACACUACACUCCAACUACACUACAACCACAACUAAACAAUCAGCCCUCGACAAGACACAGUUUCUUUCAUUUUCUAUAUUGAAUAGCAGAUACUCAUCCACCGAUUGACUCGAAAUGACGACAGCAAUGACGACGCCAGCUUGGUUCAACAACUACAUCGAUCCCUCGACUGCGGUGGUAAAGGCGACGAAGAAUACGUAUCCUGUGCCGGCUUCUUAUAAUAAGGAUAUCGUGUUGAAUACAAAGGCUAAACAUGCCAAGGAGCUUGCGGGGAUGCCUCAGGCGAUGCAGGAUGAUUUGAAGGUGAAGAAAGCAUGGGAAAUCGCCCUCGCGCCCUCAAAAUCCCUCCCAAUGAACGCAAUAAUGUCCUACUUCUCUGGCUCGUCCCUGCAAAUCUUCUCGCUGACCAUGACCUUCAUGCUGUUUUCCAACCCAGUCAAAGCGAUCGCGGGCGUGAACUCGACGUUUGCGCGGUACGAGUCCGAGGCGACGUACUCGCGCAUCCUGCAGGCGAAACUCGUGUUUAUCUUGAUGAAUCUCGGGACGAUUGCGGUCGGGGUGUGGAAGAUGAGUAGUAUGGGGGUGUUGCCGACGAAGAGUAGUGAUUGGCUUGCGUGGGAGAGUCAGACGUCGGUACUUGAAUCGUCGGUGGUGGUAUAAGACGGAAAGAGAAGAACGAGAGAGUGUACGAUAGAUAAUAAUGCAUUAUUGCCAUACUUAUUGACAGAGUAAUACUGCUCCCGUAAGAUAUUAUUAUUACUUGCUCUCAGAGGGUAUAACUGUAGCUAUACAAAGUAGAUGGUAUUCAUAGUUGUGUAAAUAGUGU
This is a messenger RNA of Myxozyma melibiosi, 873 nucleotides long. RefSeq lists its product as uncharacterized. Gene Ontology annotation, cellular component: EMC complex. The transcript has 5 exons. Lineage: Eukaryota; Fungi; Ascomycota; Lipomycetes; Lipomycetales; Lipomycetaceae. The record is from RefSeq and is a predicted model, not a curated record. Gene Ontology annotation, biological process: protein folding in endoplasmic reticulum. Bases 162 to 707 code for a protein of 181 amino acids.